This is a messenger RNA of Ornithodoros turicata, 2929 nucleotides long. It is a transcript of the gene DppIII, whose product is annotated as dipeptidyl peptidase 3-like. The record is from RefSeq and is a predicted model, not a curated record. NCBI's taxonomy places the organism in Eukaryota, Metazoa, Arthropoda, Arachnida, Ixodida, Argasidae. Gene Ontology annotation, molecular function: dipeptidyl-peptidase activity; structural constituent of ribosome. The transcript is spliced from 22 exons. Bases 113 to 2869 code for a protein of 918 amino acids. Gene Ontology annotation, biological process: translation. Gene Ontology annotation, cellular component: cytoplasm; ribosome.
AAGCGGAAGACAAGACAAUUUUCAGCAUGGCGCGGUGCAUCGUCGUGUGCAUGCAACCAUCGUCUGUUUAGCUUAAUGGUUUGGAAGUGUUUCUUAGAAAGCUAACCAAAAUAUGUCCCUCGUAAGACUGAUUAGGUUGAGACCACGAUUGCUAAACAAUCGAAAUUUUGUCACUACAUCGUCCAGGUCUAACAACUUCAAAGAAGUAGAUGCAAGUGCCUAUGAGGACCGAUGGGCAGCAAACCAGUCUGAAAAGUACACCAAGGUGGAAGAGGUUCCAGGUCGGUGGCACUUUGUGGAGAGGCUGCUUCCACAGAGAGCUGUGCCCCCAGCACCUCAACACUUGGGUCCCACCCCGUCUGGUUGGAUUCCACCUGCAUCAAAACCACCAGCACUCCCAUACUUCGUGAGACGUACGCGAAAUCAUGUGUUGCCUGUCUACAUCUUCAGUGAAAUUCGAGGGCCACGAUUCAUUACCCGUGUUAAGCAUGUUGAAGGAGACAUUUGGGCUCUGCGAGAUGACCUUAAGGCACACCUAGAGGAGCUCACAGGGAAGCAAGUUGUGUCACAGGUGCAUGAACUGGCAUCUUAUGUAGGCUUCAAAGGUUGCUUUAAAGAAGAGUGCAGUAUCGGAAAGCCAGAAUUAUCCUUGGCAGAGGACUCUGGCAAUGAUGAUGAUGAGGGCCAAGGGUUCAAAAUAGAAGAGAUGUCCGACGAGGUGUACCCAAACAACACUCCAGUCUUGAAGCUUGAGUGCGAUGAGGCAUUCCAAGGUCUUACGGCAAAGGAGAAGCUUUAUGCCCACCACCUAUCGCGGGCAGCGUGGUACGGAGGGUUGAUUGUCCUCUUUCAGACAUCCAAAGAAAGCCCCUUGAUAUAUAUCAUCUUGGACCGGCUGUUUCGGUCACAGUCCUUAGAAUCAUUGAAGGCCCUAGCCCUAAGUGAAUGCGAAAUCACGGAGGAUGAAUUUAAGGCGCUGCUUGUGUACGCUUCUGCAUUCUACUCAAACAUGGGAAACUACAAAGGAUUUGGAGACAACAAGUUCAUUCCAGGGUUGCCAAAGGAAAAGCUUCACAAACUCCUGACCCAAAGUGAAGCCUGGAAACAGGACCCUACAAAGAUGCAGUUUCUCUGGGCGGAAGCGGGGGAUUUGCUCUAUUCAUUGAAGGAUCACGAAAAGCAUUUAGGAUUUCCGCCAAAGGGAUCAACUACUUACUUUUCCAAGAACUGUACAGAGAAGGACUCUGAGUUGGUAUCCUCAGUUCUGAAGGAGAAAAACAUGGAGGCGUACAUCACUCGAGUGUUCAAAAAAGUUGCUACCGAGGCAGGUGACGCAGACCGCUUCGACAUCCGACAUGCUUCCGUCCUUUCCACAGAGGACAAUGAAUGGAAAGAAACCAUGGGUAGCAAUCGUCUCAAAAGCAAUCUCAUUUGCUUCACUCGUGGGGACUAUUCUGAGUUGUUGCGACUCACUGUUGACUGUCUCAAAAGGGCGCAGGAGCAUGCAGCUAACGACAACCAGAAGCAAAUGCUAGAAAAAUACGUUGAAAGCUUCACCGUGGGUAGUCUGGACGCUCACAAGGACGGCUCUCGCUUCUGGAUUAGGGACAAAGGCCCAAGUGUGGAAUCGUACAUUGGCUUCAUCGAGACAUACCGAGAUCCAGCAGGCAUGAGGGGCGAAUUUGAAGGGUUUAUUGCAGUUGUGAACAAGCAACAAAGCGAAAAAUUUGCAACGCUGGUGUCCUCUGCAGAGAAGUUGUUGCCACUUCUCCCCUGGCCAAGUGCCUACGAGAAAGAUUUAUUUUUGCGGCCAGAUUUCACUUCACUGGAUGUUGUCACGUUUGCUGCGAGCGGCAUCCCGGCUGGAAUAAACAUUCCAAACUAUGAUGCAAUUCGUCAAAAUGAAGGCUUCAAGAAUGUUUCACUUGGAAAUGUAAUCAAUGCAACGGAUGAGACAACCAAAACAAAUUUCCUUUCUCCUGAGGACAAUGACUUGUUCAACAAAUUCAAAAACAAAUCCUUUGAGGUUCAAGUUGGUCUACAUGAACUCUUAGGCCAUGGAAGUGGAAAGCUCUUCAAACAAGAAAAGGGAGCGUUCAACUUUGAUAAAGAGAAUGUUACUAUUCCAGAGACAAACCAGAAGGUGGAAAGUUGGUACACUGAAGGAGAGAGUUACGACUCUAAAUUCGGUUCCCUUGGCAGCACUUAUGAGGAGUGUCGUGCAGAAUGUGUUGGUCUCUACCUCUGUAACAAUGACGAUGUUCUCAAGAUAUUUGGAUUUUCUGGUCAAGAAGCUGAUGAUGUUGCCUAUGUCAACUGGCUCUCAAUGGUGGCUAAAGGUGUUGAAGGCCUACAAACGUACAACCCACACACUAAGUCCUGGCUGCAGGCUCAUUCACAAGCACGCUACGUUAUCAUGAGGGUGUUGCUGGAGGCUGGCAACCUGGUAGAGAUAAAAGAAACAACUGGAGAAGAUGACAAGCCAGAUUUGCUUGUUACCCUUGACAGGAGCAAGAUAUUAACUUUUGGACGGCCAGUCAUAGGCAGAUUCUUGCUCAAGCUCCAGGUAUACAAAUCUACAGGGGACAUCAAGGCAGCCACCGAACUUUAUAAUAAGUACUCAGAAGUUAGCGCUGAGGGCCAGUACCCAUUUCUCAAGUACUGGGAUAUAGUGAUGGACCGCAAAAAGCCGAGGCGACUUUUCGUGUUUUCUAACACCGUGGAAAACGGUGUCAAUGUUGAACUGAAAAACUAUGAAGCAUCUGUGGAAGGCAUGAUUCAGUCUUGGAUGGAUCGCUUUGCAAGUGAUGCACAGAAGUUGGAAGAGAUCAUAAUCAGUACUUGGAAAAAGGACAAAGAGUACUUUUAGAGCGCUUGUACCAUCAUGCCUAGCGUGCUCUAUUUGCAGUAAAUGUUUUUGUACUUUGCA